This is a messenger RNA of Echinococcus granulosus, 2148 nucleotides long. Its product is annotated as Tyrosine-protein phosphatase non-receptor. Gene Ontology annotation, cellular component: cytoskeleton. The transcript is spliced from 16 exons. The record is from RefSeq and is a predicted model, not a curated record. Bases 1 to 2148 code for a protein of 715 amino acids. NCBI's taxonomy places the organism in Eukaryota, Metazoa, Platyhelminthes, Cestoda, Cyclophyllidea, Taeniidae.
AUGUAUAAUGGUCGAUCCGAGGGAAUGUUGUUAUUUAUGACUGCAUCUUAUAAUUAUUCCGAUUGCACGAAACCAUGCGAUUAUCCUGAAAUGACUCUACGACUGAAAGGGAGCUACAGUGUUUCGGCAGCGGAAAACCCUACUUACCGGUUGCCCUUCAAACCAAUCACGUGCAAUGUCAUCUUCUUGGACGACAAGUCAGAACUUUUUAAGCUCGACAAGAAUGUUCGAGGCCAGGUACUCAUCGAUCUAGUCUUUGAUUUCCUUGAACUCCUUGAACGUGACUUCUUCGGCCUGCAAUACAAUGACUUUAAUUGCAAUCCCGGUCCUAUCUUGCGGUGGCUGGAUCCCACGAAGACCCUGAAAAAGCAAUUAAAAGGUACGGUUACGCAUACGUUGUGGCUUCGGGUGAAAUUCUACGUUCCUGACCCGCUUUGGCUUCAAGAAGAAUUCACGAGGUAUCUGGUUUACCUUCAAGUUCGAAAGGAUGUGCUCAAUGGCAGUUUGGUUGCACCGACUCCCAUUUUGGCUAAAAUGGCUGGUCUCUGUCUUCAAAGUGAACUCGGCGACUAUUCCACAGAGGACUGCAAACCGGGCUACGUGAGUCACAUUCGUCUGGUGCCAAACCAAACGUCCGGUUUCGAAGCUGAAGCCGCUGAAGCUCAUAAGUCUUUCCGCUCUUACGUUCCUGCCUCGGCGGAGUUAAAGUACCUCUACAUGGCAAGGCGUCUUGAGCUCUACGGCAUUCACCCACAAGAGGUGACAGAUCGGAGCCGAACGAAGCUACGAAUCGGUGUAUCUGCUCAGGGACUUUGUGUGUUUCGAGAUGCGCGGAGAAUUUUUCUCUACGUAUGGGAGAAUGUUGAAAAGAUAGCCUUUUCAGGGAAAACCUUCUCAGUCAGUCUCAAGCAUCGACCGCGGCCCGCCAGCCUGUCAAAAUUGGACGCUACGCUUGAAACCUCCCAAGGUGCUGCGAAUGGCAAGCAAAAUUUCACUUUUACCUACUUCUUCGACUCUGCUAAACGCGCCAAAGUCUUCUGGCAGUCUGCAGUGACCUGCCAUGCCUUCUUUCGUGUCAGAGAGCCUGUCUCUAGUGGACACGCUUUCCCCACUCUUAAUGGCGGCUUUCAAGGCGCACCUAUCUCGACAACUACCCAUCUCUCCCCCUCCGCCUCAUCUCCCAGCGGCUUUUCACGCUUCUUUCGCUUGCGUGGAACUACAUCUCAUCGUAGUUUCAGCACGGGAACAGCCGGUGUCGGUCUGGAGCGCACCAUGUCAACGCUGCUGGAACUGCGUCGGCGCUCCAAGAGUAUUGAACAAGGAUUUUUCAGAGGUGUAAGCCGCCGUUUUAGUCGUCGUCGUAGCAUUGCGGCGCCGGGGAGAACGCAAUCAGUGGGUCGGCUGAAUGCCUACGAGUCGGGAGAUAGUCUCGGCGUGCAAAGUGUGCCUUCAUUGUUGGAUGAGGCCUCUCCGUUGCCGAAGAACUCAUCGACGGAUUUGCACAUGACUUCCACACCUGACCAUGAUAUAAACGGACCUCAGUGUCUACCUUCAACUGAGACGAAACCGGUCGUUGUUGGCAAGAAUGAUCGCGCAUUUCCUCGGAAGUUCAGAUCCUCUGUACCACCGCUUUCCAGGGUAAAGGACUACGAAUUACUUCCAUCACAUAACUGGGAUUUGGAAGGAGAAAUCAAAUCGAGUGCUACAGACAAUCAAAAUACUCCUCCUCAACAUCGAGGUGCAGGUGUCGAUAUGGAACUCUCAAGUCAAGCCGCAGAACAGGCUCACUUUAGCAUUGAGUACAAAACAUCACCGAUGCCUAAAAAAGAGAAAGGAAAGGCCGAUGAUUCCCCGUCAAUCAACGAAUCAUCUCCAGAGAAGAAUCUCCAAAAGAAGCGAGACACGGGAUCCAAAGGUGCCACAACCACUCGCGAAGAUGUCGUACUUCAGCGUCCAACUGCCUUUUUUCCCAAUCGUCCUGGUGACCAUCUUUCUGAAGAGGUUAGACAGAACUCACGGGCGGGGAUGAGUCUAGCGCCUAAAAUUAAUGAGGAAAAGUCGCCCUCAGGAGUCGUCUCCCACGCCCCCGCCUAUUACACUUCUGGUUCAGCCAUCAUGGGGUUGGCAAAACCUCAAAAAUACUCAUGA